Messenger RNA from Saimiri boliviensis boliviensis (Bolivian squirrel monkey), 2188 nucleotides. RefSeq names its product homeobox A3 (gene HOXA3). Gene Ontology annotation, molecular function: RNA polymerase II cis-regulatory region sequence-specific DNA binding; DNA-binding transcription factor activity, RNA polymerase II-specific. Lineage: Eukaryota; Metazoa; Chordata; Mammalia; Primates; Cebidae. The record is from RefSeq and is a predicted model, not a curated record. Gene Ontology annotation, biological process: embryonic skeletal system morphogenesis; anterior/posterior pattern specification; regulation of transcription by RNA polymerase II. Gene Ontology annotation, cellular component: nucleus.
CCUGCCUGCUUCGGAGCUCUGUCUUCCAGCCCGGCUCGGCUGCGCUUUGUCCGGCAAUGGCGAGCGAGGGAAAGCCCAGGCCAAAGCAGGCCUGGUGGCUCCCGCUGGAGGUGGGGCGCGCCCAGUUCCUGGCGCCUUGGCGGCAGCUUUGCAACUCACAACCUGGCUAAUUUCCUGCGUCCUCUGGCACCAGGAAGGAGGACAAUUCGUCUCUCGGGCUGCCCAAACGACAGCUGUCAGAGGGUCAGGAGCUUCUGGGAGCCGCCAUCUGAAGGCUACGUGUGCUGCCUGGCCAUUCAAACUGUCAAUUUUAGGUCCAGAAGUGUCCAAACCACAAGUUCUCAAAACUCUCUGAAAAAUGGCUCCCUCCGAGUUAAGCAAUUCUGAAAGGCAUUCUCUGGGAAAAGUCUGUGGAGGAGAGAGGGAUCUUCCUGCAAAUAAUGUGGUCUCAGGCAAGGACACAGAAUCUUGGCUGUCUGCUAAAAAAAAAAAAAAAAAAAAAAAAAAAAAAGAAAAAAAAAAGAAAAACCUAGACUCCUUUGGUGGAAAUUGAGUGUCGAGCUGCAAAACCUCAAAUGGCAGACUAUCAUCAUUUAAGAGCGCCUGGACACUGGAAAAGGCGAUUCCCUGAGCGCCCGGAGUUGGAGACAGUUCCUAGUUCAGAUUUAAACAUCUUUCUAGGUCUGCGCGGGGCGGCCAUUGGCGGCGGAGUGUCACGUGACCGCGGGGGCGUGCCAAUGUGCGCCCUCAAGGGUGUCAAACCGCUGUCAGAGUGUGCGAUCAAGAUCGUGAAACAACGCGAUGCAAAAAGCGACCUACUACGACAGCUCGGCGAUCUACGGUGGCUACCCCUACCAGGCAGCCAACGGGUUCGCUUAUAAUGCCAAUCAGCAGCCGUACCCGGGGUCCGCCGCUUUGGGCGCCGAGGGCGAGUAUCACCGACCUGCCUGCUCACUCCAGUCCCCCUCCAACGCCGGGGGCCACCCCAAGGCACAUGAGCUGAGUGACGCAUGCCUGCGCAUCCUGAGCGGCCCACCUGGCCAGCCCCCAAGCCUGGGCGAGCCGCCCUUGCCCCCGCCACCGCCCCAGGCCGCGCCCCCUGCCCCACAGCCGCCUCAGCCCCCACCUCAGCCCCCUGCACCCACCCCUGCCGCGCCUCCGCCCCCCUCUUCUGUCUCCCCCCCUCAGAAUGCCAGCAGCAACCCCACCCCUGCCAACGCAGCCAAGAGCCCCCUGCUCAACUCACCCACAGUGGCCAAACAAAUCUUCCCCUGGAUGAAAGAGUCUCGACAAAACACGAAGCAGAAAACCAGCAGCUCCAGCUCAGGCGAGAGUUGCGCUGGCGACAAGAGCCCGCCGGGGCAGGCUUCAUCCAAGCGCGCGCGCACGGCCUACACGAGCGCGCAGCUGGUGGAGCUGGAGAAAGAGUUCCACUUCAACCGCUACCUGUGCCGGCCGCGCCGGGUGGAGAUGGCCAAUCUGCUGAACCUCACCGAGCGCCAGAUCAAGAUCUGGUUCCAGAAUCGCCGCAUGAAGUACAAAAAGGAUCAGAAGGGCAAGGGAAUGCUGACGUCAUCGGGGGGGCAGUCUCCAAGUCGCAGUCCCGUGCCCCCUGGCGCCGGCGGCUAUCUGAACUCUAUGCAUUCGCUGGUCAACAGCGUCCCGUAUGAGCCCCAGUCGCCCCCGCCCUUCUCCAAGCCCCCCCAGGGUGCCUAUGGGCUACCUCCCUCCUCCUACCCUGCACCCCUGCCUAGCUGCGCACCCCCGCCAACCCCACAGAAGCGCUACACUGCGGCAGGGGCGGGCUCAGGGGGCACCCCCGACUAUGACCCGCACGCUCAUGGCCUGCAGGGCAACGGCAGCUAUGGGACCCCACACAUACAGGGAAGCCCCGUCUUCGUGGGGGGCAGCUAUGUGGAGCCCAUGAGCAACUCCGGGCCAGCCCUUUUUGGUCUAACUCACCUCCCCCACGCUGCCUCGGGCGCUAUGGACUAUGGGGGCACCGGACCGCUGGGCAGCGGUCACCACCACGGGCCGGGGCCUGGGGAGCCGCACCCCACCUACACGGACCUUACGGCCCACCAUCCUUCUCAGGGAAGAAUUCAGGAAGCACCCAAGCUCACCCACCUGUGAUGGUGGGCCCGGGGCUACGCGCCAGGAGAGUCUCCCCCACCCACCUUUUUGCUUU